CCCUUCUGUGCCGUGCGGGGUGUGUGCGCGCGCUCGCGCGCUCGCGUCUGAAGGGGUGGCGUGCGCGCGCCUCGAGAGGCGGCCGGUGGCUUUGUGUCCGUAGGCGAUCCGCUUUGCGUACGACGGGGAGCGUACACGAAGGCUCUUUUCAGGUCAACAUGUCCAGCAAAAUCUGUGGCGGAUCUGUGGUGGAGAUGCAAGGAGAUGAGAUGACUCGAGUAAUUUGGGAAUUGAUUAAAGAAAAGCUUAUUUUCCCUUAUGUUGAUCUGGAUCUGCACAGCUAUGAUUUGGGCAUAGAGAAUCGGGAUGCUACUAAUGACAAGGUCACCUCAGAGGCUGCCGAAGCCAUAAAGAAAUAUAACGUGGGCAUCAAGUGUGCGACAAUCACCCCAGACGAGAAGAGGGUUGAGGAAUUCAAGCUGAAGCAGAUGUGGAAGUCGCCCAAUGGAACUAUCCGAAACAUCCUCGGGGGCACUGUCUUCAGGGAAGCCAUUAUCUGUAAAAACAUUCCCCGACUUGUGUCUGGCUGGGUAAAACCAAUCAUCAUAGGCCGUCAUGCUUAUGGAGACCAAUACAGGGCAACAGAUUUUGUAGUUCCUAGACCUGGCAAGGUGGAGAUGGUUUACACUCCCCAGGAUGGCGGCAAAGCAGUGACAUAUUUGGUCCAUAAUUUUGAAGCUGGCGGUGGCGUCGCUAUGGGAAUGUACAACCUUGAUCAAUCAAUCAGAGACUUUGCACAUAGUUCCUUCCAGAUGGCACUUUCUAAAAGCUGGCCCCUCUACAUGAGCACCAAAAACACUAUUCUGAAGAGAUACGAUGGACGUUUUAAAGACAUCUUCCAAGAGAUUUAUGAAAAGCAAUACAGAAGCAAGUUUGAAGCCAAGAAGAUCUGGUAUGAGCACAGGCUCAUUGAUGAUAUGGUGGCCCAAGCCAUGAAAUCAGAAGGAGGCUUCAUUUGGGCCUGUAAGAAUUAUGAUGGCGAUGUUCAGUCUGACUCUGUGGCCCAAGCCUCCAUCUUUGCCUGGAGUCGAGGACUAGCUCACCGAGCCAAGCUGGAUAACAACACAGAACUAAGCACCUUUGCAACCACCUUGGAAGAUGUUUGCGUCGAGACCAUUGAGGCAGGCUUCAUGACCAAGGACCUAGCUGCUUGCAUUAAAGGCUUGCCCAAUGUGCAACGCUCUGACUACCUAAAUACCUUUGAGUUCAUGGACAAGCUUGGUGAAAACUUGAAGGCAAAACUGGCCUCUCAGGCAAAACUUUAAGAUUUUGCUCGGGCUGGAUGAGGAGGCUGUCCCUGGGUAACCUUUUCUGGGUGAAACUCAAAGGUUAAGCAAAACCAACUUUGUGAUUUUUCUGUGACUCAGAAAUUAAUUUUUUCUAUGAGUUUUAAAACUUUUCUUACACUUGAGUCCAUCUGUGUCAGUGUCAGGCGGGAAAAUCCCACAGACAUUUUAUAGCCAUUAGUGGGUUCUUUUCUUCCCAUGUUAUUCUUACUAUCACUUUUCUUCUCUUAUUCUGAAGUAGACCAAAGUGGAAAGGGUGUUCAAUAUGAAAGGACACAGCCACAGCAGCAGGGAUAUCCCCUGCAAUGGCCAGUGGAGAGGCUGGCCCUAACUCUUCUUUCCCAAUACCGUGCGGGGACCAAGGUGUUGGGUGGAGUGAACUGAUAGGUCAGGGCUAUGAAGAGAGGGAAGGCAUGCUGUGGCAAGCAGGAGGAGCGGUGUGAGCCCCGUCAUUGGGAGUCCUGUGAAGUUAGAAGGUAGGAUGUGUCUGGUUUUGAUUCUGUGCUUAACUGGGCAGGGACAGGAUGUGUGUUUGUGACCAGAAAUUGUGCAUUUCAACAAAAGUGCUCCUAGAGGAAGUUCUUCAUCCAUAUUUCAGAAUUAUGAUUAAAGACUGUCCCAGCCAUGACGUCUCUCCAAA
Molecule: messenger RNA, 1926 nt
Organism: Ornithorhynchus anatinus (platypus)
Lineage: Eukaryota; Metazoa; Chordata; Mammalia; Monotremata; Ornithorhynchidae
Gene: IDH1
Product: isocitrate dehydrogenase (NADP(+)) 1
Exons: 8
Coding region: 159-1265 (368 amino acids)
Biological process (GO): isocitrate metabolic process
Cellular component (GO): mitochondrion; cytosol; peroxisome
Molecular function (GO): isocitrate dehydrogenase (NADP+) activity; magnesium ion binding; NAD binding
Source: RefSeq, a predicted model, not a curated record